Messenger RNA from Triplophysa rosa, 1240 nucleotides. It is a transcript of the gene rassf2b, whose product is annotated as Ras association domain family member 2b. Gene Ontology annotation, biological process: positive regulation of protein kinase activity; regulation of non-canonical NF-kappaB signal transduction; positive regulation of JNK cascade. Gene Ontology annotation, cellular component: nucleus; cytoplasm. NCBI's taxonomy places the organism in Eukaryota, Metazoa, Chordata, Actinopteri, Cypriniformes, Nemacheilidae. The record is from RefSeq and is a predicted model, not a curated record. The coding region runs from base 78 to 749 and encodes 223 amino acids. The transcript is spliced from 7 exons.
GGAAGGAGAAUUGAUAAUAGAAGGGUUGCUCAACGUUUUUUGGGGUGUGCGGCGGCCAAUCAGACUGCAAAUGCAAGAUGAGAAGGAGAAAUGAAGAAACAAAUCAGGCGUCUACAUCCAUUGAGAUUACAGCAGCAGACGACCAAUCAAAAGGCAGCUCGGGUGAAGAGGCAGCUGAGGAGUCGACACACUCCGAUCGAGUCGUCAGGACCUGGAGUGACGCUGGUGGUCGGAGAAUUAGUGGGCGGAGACUAGGAAUCAGGAGGGUGAAGCGACAUCACCGAUGCUCAUUUAAUGGGCACUUCUAUAACCACAAGACGGCAGUUUUUACCCCGGCAUUUGGCUCUGUCACCAACGUGCGCAUCAACAGCUGUAUGACGACGGCACAGGUGAUGCGAGUGUUACUUAACAAAUUCAAGAUUGAGAACAGCCCGGACGAAUUUAGCCUUUAUCUUGUCCACACUAGCGGAGAGAGACAUCAGUUAAAACCUAAUGACCAUCCAUUGGCAGUCAGAGUUUUGCAAGGGCCGUGUGAGCAGGUCAGCAAAAUCUUCCUAAUGGAAAUGGAUCAGGUGGAAGAGGUUACAUAUGAUGUGGCACAAUACAUCAAAUUUGAGCUUCCUGUUCUGCAAGGUUUCGUCACCAAACUGCAAGAGGAGGAGGAAAGAGAGAUGCAGAAGUUAAAGAGGAGGUAUGCUGAAAUGCGUCACAUCAUCAAGAAAUACAUGCGUUCUUUAGCUGAUACUUGACGUUGCUGAUGACAUGGUGUCAGUGCACUUUUUCUCCAUGCACGAGUCACUCACCAGAAGGUCGACUUUAAAGCUCCAACAGUGAAGCUUUCUCAGGAGCCUUUUUUCUUUUUUUAUAGGUCACUAUAUAUUCAUAAUACAACAUUUGCUGAAGGUGUCGUGUCUUUUUCUUAAUAAGCUCCUAUUCAGAACGGUCAAAUAAAAUGAAAUGGAACUUUUAUGCACACAUUUGCUAUAUUUUUUGACAAUUAUUUUAUUUUUCUAAACCAGAGUAGCUAUUUACAGGAUUGAAUUUGGUUGAAUUUUGAACCCCCACCAUGUGAACAAAUGUGUGAAAUUAGACUUUUGUAAUGUAUUUUAUUGCAGCUACUUUGUAAUAAAUGUUUAUUGGUGAUACAAAUGGUUUAUAUUUGUAAUUUAAUAAAUACAUUUAUAAUAAAGUGUAUGUUUGCAUGAACUGUUUUGAUAAUAAAUGAAAUUCUAACACAUUU